Molecule: messenger RNA, 1376 nt
Organism: Pogoniulus pusillus (Red-fronted tinkerbird)
Lineage: Eukaryota; Metazoa; Chordata; Aves; Piciformes; Lybiidae
Product: epoxide hydrolase 3-like
Exons: 7
Coding region: 1-1296 (431 amino acids)
Molecular function (GO): hydrolase activity
Source: RefSeq, a predicted model, not a curated record
AUGGCUCUCAUUGGCUGCGCCUCCUCCCCCGCGCCAAUAGAAUGGAGGGGGCGGGGCGCAGGGGGCGGGGCCGAGCUGCAGCGGGCGACGGAAGCGGCGCUGGAAGCCCCCUCCCUCCCCAGGUGCCAGCCGUGCCCUGUGCCAGCCGUGCCCUGUGCCAUGCUGCUGCCCGCCCUGCGCUGGCUGCUGCUGGCCCCCCCGCGGCUGCUGCUGGCCCUGCGCCGCCUGCUGGCCCAGCUGGGGCUGCUGCUGGCCGCGGGGGCCGCGGGGGUCGCCUAUGGGCUGUGGGGGGUGGGGCUGCUGCUGCGCAGGGGUCCCUGUGCCACCUUCCGCUGGAGGGUGCGGACCAACCCCCCCCCGGGCAUGCUCGAUGCCAGCUUCGGAGAGCAUCGAUUCCUGCGGCUGCAGGGCUCUGGGUUGAGGCUUCACUACGUGACCAAAGGUCCCUGCCAGGCUCCACUGCUGCUGCUGCUCCAUGGCUUCCCCCAGAGCUGGUUCUGCUGGCGCCAUCUGCUGGUGGAGCUUGGCAGCAGCUACCAGGUGGUGGCACUGGACCUGCCUGGGUACGGAGCCUCGGAGAAGCCUCCUGGCACCGAGAGCUACCAGCUGGAGGCCCUGGUGGAUGCCAUCUGCCAGGUGAUCGAGCUGCUGGGGGCACCCCCGGGCACCGGUGCCAGCCAGGCCUCGCCCAAGUGCUGCCUGGUAGGGCACGACUGGGGAGGGCUCCUGGCAUGGGAGGUGGCAUCCAAGUGCCCAUCCCUGGUGGAGAAGUUGGUGGUGAUGGAUGCCCCCCAGAGGGGGGUGAUGGCAGGUUUCAUCUGGUGCCACCCGAGCCAGCUGCUGCGCUCCAGCUACGUCUUCCUCUUCCAGCUGCCCUGGCUGCCAGAGCUGCUCCUCUCCCUGGCAGACUUCGAGCUGGUGAGGAGUGUGCUGCAGUCCCCCUGGCUGGGGGUGCAGAACCCGGAGCGGAGGCUGACGGAGGAGGAGGUGGAGGUCUACCUCUACAGCCUGUCCCAGCCUGGGGGCCUGUCCCCCCCCAUCCACUACUACCGCAACCUCUUCAGGGACACGCCCAUCCCCCGCGAGCCUCCCCCGCCCCCCACCCUGCUGCUGUGGGGCACCCACGAUGCCUUCCUGGACCCUCGCCUGGUGCCCGCCCUCAGCCGCCGCCUGCGGCCCGGUGCCCGCUGCCACCUGCUGCCCGGUGCCAGCCACUGGCUGCCCGAGGACCAGCCCCAGGCCCUCGCCCGCAUCCUCAGGGACUUCCUGGCUGGGGGCCACAGCCAGAGCCCCUGAGGGGGCACCCAUGGGUGCUGCUCGGGCUGCUCCGGGGGGGGUGGCAGGGUGGGGCGAGGUGAGGGUGGGAGGAGGAGCCC